AUGGAUUCUAUGAUUGAAGAUGAGAGGGAGGGUAUAACUGGUUUCACUUUACGCCGCCAUGUUUCGUUACUUGAAAAGCGUUUAUUACGUAACCAACAGGUUCGUCUGGAGUACCCAAACAACCCAGAGCGUUUGAGGAGCUUGGUGGUUUGCGUGUUUUGCGCGAUACGUUAUCGCAUCCAAACAUUGGUUUGUUUUUUUUUCAUUUGUGAUAUUUCAUCGCACAUAGACAUCGCAAUUGCUACUCUAACAGUACUGGCGGAGUUAAUUGAUCCUGAGGCAUUGGUCAAUCUUAGCGGUGCCGAGCGUUUCUUGACUGCCUUACAGCAACAGUCUUUUCACAUACCAUGUGUUAGCGCUCUGUUGCAGAUCGAUGAGAGUGGCGGUGAAUUGGACUACGAGGGCGCUCGUAGCGCACUUGAGUUAUUGGAGAGUUUGAUGGAGUUGUUUCCUUCAGUUGCGGGUGAUUUGAGUUGCAAUCGUGAAUUACUGUUGUUUCUUCUUCGUCGGAUGAAAAGCAGUAAGACGGUCGAAUAUGAUUCGAAUAGAGUACAUGCUGGGGAGAUUUUGUGCAUAUUGCUGCAACACUCUGAUGACUGCAUUAAGCUGGUUGGUGGCAGCGAUAUUGAUGGCGUUGAGAAGCUUUUACGUAUUAUCACCGUUUUUCGCAAGAAGGAUCCUGAGGGAGUUGAAGAAGAAGAGUUAGUAGAGAAUGCUUUCCAGUGUCUGUGUACUUUGAUGUUAAUCCCGUCUAAUCGCGUCACUUUUGGGAAGCUUCAAGGUGUCCACUUGCUCAUCCGUUUGAUGAAAGAAAGGCGUUCUAUAUACCAAUUAGCUAUAACAUUGCUGGAUUAUGCUUUGAUGGAUUGUCCGGAGAACUGCACAUUGUUCGUGACAGGGAUGGGUUUAAAAUGUGUAUUUAGCAUAUUGAUGCGCAAGGGUGUUCGUACUAAAGCUGGUACCGAUGAAGAGAAGCGUGAGGACGAACAUGUUUUAGGCGUGUUGCAUUCAUUGUGUUCUCACUGUACGGGUACGGAGCUUGCACGGGUUCUAAAUAAAUUCAUUGAGCACAAAUACGAGAAAAUGGAACGUCUUAUAGAGCUCCAUGCCAAAUACACAGCUUUAAGUCGUGCUGCGGGAAAGAAAUUUGCGAACCGUAGUUCAAGUUCCAGGUCGCUGUCUUCUGCUUCACAAAGGAACGAUUCAAACGAAGAGUAUAUGGAACGGUACGAAGCCGGCCUUUCUAUCUGCCAACUUGUGGAUUGUAUACUGUUGCGUCUAUAUAAUAUGGGCAACUCGAAUUUGAGCUCCUGUAUGUUGGUUCUUUUGCACAACAAAGGUGUUGAGAUGCAAGAUAUCUACGACAAUAUAUCAGGUGAGUUGAGCACUAUCUACACUACAAUCACUAUAGAUUAUCUCGACAACCUCUACGAGGGUGCUGCGGACACUCGUGAGAAGGUUGACCGUCUGCUGAAGUCAUUCUUAAAUGGUGCCAUUGAUAGUGGCCUGUUCACAUGA
Messenger RNA from Babesia sp. Xinjiang, 1518 nucleotides. Its product is annotated as Beta-catenin-like protein 1. The transcript has 5 exons. The coding region runs from base 1 to 1518 and encodes 505 amino acids. Gene Ontology annotation, cellular component: spliceosomal complex. The record is from RefSeq and is a predicted model, not a curated record. Lineage: Eukaryota; Apicomplexa; Aconoidasida; Piroplasmida; Babesiidae.